Stereum hirsutum FP-91666 SS1 is the source of this 1181-nucleotide messenger RNA. RefSeq lists its product as uncharacterized. NCBI's taxonomy places the organism in Eukaryota, Fungi, Basidiomycota, Agaricomycetes, Russulales, Stereaceae. The transcript has 3 exons. The coding region runs from base 331 to 1083 and encodes 250 amino acids. The record is from RefSeq and is a predicted model, not a curated record.
AUCACCCUCUGUUUCCCACGAUAGGCAUAGUCUCGUGACCUUAUUGUUCGACACCCUCUCGACGAUAAAAUAUUCGCUACUGCUUCCAAAUACAACGCUUUGAUCGAUACGAUCGCAUAAGCGGCACCGAGUACAAAGAGUAGGCUAAGCGAGGGUCAAAGAGAUCGACGAGUCCUCUAUAUAACCAGCCUAGUGCCCUUGAGCACGCUAUCCACCUCCCGAUCCAUCGUGCCUUCUUAAACUUCAUCUGCCUCACCGAACUAUACACUCUUGCGCAACCCACCCUCGCGACAUCCAUCCAACGAGACUCGGCUUUGUGUCCACUUGAAUAUGUCCCACGUCAAACGGACUGUGGAAUCUCCCCCCGCUUCCCCAGGACGAGAACGAGAAUGGGACUCAAAGCUAGUGCGCUACAUCCCAGAGGGGAAGCGACUCGCUUCAAUCAAACGCGUCUACGUGCCCCGAGAUUCGCAAUCGCAACCGCCUCCCACUCCCACCAAAAACGAAAGGAGUUAUCUCCCACAGAGUCCAGCUCGAGAUGGUGGCACCUUGAGGAACAGCCGGGACUUGAUGUCGAGAAUCGAUAGAUAUGUCGCCUCGUCUAACCGUUCCACCACGAGCCCUGCGCCGAGUCCAUCUCUUCCAUCCCAGGAGUUCGUUGAUCAACUGGAAUCGCUGCCGUACGAGCCUCUGGAUAGGCACGGCAAGGACGAGAUGAUUGAUGCAUGGAGAGCCACAGUUCUCGAUGUCGACCGUGUCCCGCUGAGGAGUUCGCGCCAUUACGACGACAGCCCCCGACUCCGACGUUCUGCCAUGAUGCGCACACGACACAAUGAUCCGUCCACCGCAGAGAAUUCUGAACUCACGUCCUCCGGCCUUCAGUCGCGUCGAUAUCCUGCGCACCGCCAAGUCUCCUUCGAAGCCGUCGCUGAGGAGAUUGGAAGGCCGUCUGGAGUGAAGAAUUCUGGUGCUACGACGUUGUUUGAAGAAGGGAAUAGGGACAUAUUAGGCCACAAGAACUACCAGCUGCUGGCUCGUAGACGUUUGGAGAGGGUCGGACAAACGUCUAGGCCCAAAGCUUAGCUGUGUGUCUAUGCUUGGUGCGCAAGGGUGUCGAAGUUGAAAGAAGGGUUGCCGAAGAAGUAUGCUGUAUUUUGAUUGCGUCUGGAGUAUAUAUACAG